AUGGAGAGUGGUUUCACGGCUCAAGAGUCCUCCAGAUCCUCCAGACACCGCCGCAUCUCAUCCCUAUAUCCACCUGCCGUGGCCAACCCCUUCAUUCAGCAGACGCAUCUGACUACAUGGCAUUGGCUGUCCCUUAUCCUUGUUGGGACUGUACUGGUGCCACUGCGCGUGUCCUUUAUUGGCCUUGUCUUCAUCUUCCUUUGGCCACUGCUGACCUUUUCCACGCUGGGUCUCUCAACUCAUAACAUCAAGGCUACUAAGAACUGGCGAGGGAAGCUGGCCCAGCCAGCACUCCAGUUGCUGUUCCAGCUGACCUAUUUUCUGGCAGGAUUCCUCGUGAAAGUUAGAGGAGAAAGGGCUACUCGGGAAGAGGCUCGCAUCUUCGUGAUAGCACCUCACUCUUCUUUCUUUGAUGCCAUUGCCUGUGUGAAGGCUGGGCUGCCCUCGGUGGUCUCAGCCAGCCAGAACAUGCGCAUCCCUCUGGUUGGAAAGAUCCUGAUGUUCUUGCAGCCCGUGCUUGUGACCCGAGAUGACCCCAAUUCCAGAAAGAAUACCCGCAGUGAAAUCCUAAAGCGAGUGUCCCCUGACAGCAAGUGGCCACAGAUCCUAAUUUUCCCGGAAGGUGUGUGUACCAACCGCACCAGCCUGAUCACAUUCAAACUCGGGGCCUUCACCCCAGGAGUUCCCGUGCAACCAGUACUGCUCAGGUACCCCAACACACUAGACACGGUAACUUGGACAUGGCAAGGGUUUACAGCCUUACAGAGCUGUGUAUUGACCUUAAGUCGUCUCUUCACCAGGAUGGAGAUAGAAUUCAUGCCUGUUUAUGUACCUAAUGACCUAGAGAGAAAAGAUCCUAUCCUUUUUGCCAAUUCGGUGAGAAUCAGUAUGGCAAAUGCUCUGGGACUGCCAGUGACAGAACAUUCCUACGAAGACUGUAAACUGAUGAUUUCUGCAGGUCAGCUCCAACUCCCCAUGGCAGCUGGCUUGGUGGAAUUUACCAAGAUUAGCCGUAAAUUGAAAUUGGAUUUGGACGAUAUUAGUCAGCAUUUGGAUGAAUAUGCUACCAUUGCGAUGGCCUCAAAUGGAGGGAAGAUAGAAAUUGAAGAGUUUGCAAACUACCUGAAACUCCCAGUUUCAGAAACCUUGGGACAACUUUUUGCCAUGUUUGACAGGAAUAAUGAUGGAUACAUGGACUUCAGAGAGUAUGUGAUUGGUCUAACUGUCCUGUGCAAUCCUUACAAUACUGAAAAGAUUCUGAAAAUGUCAUUUAUGCUUUUUGAUAUUGAUAAGGAUGGUUUUAUAACAGAACAGGAGUUAGGUUCUAUACUUCAGGCAGCUUUUAGAGUGCCAAAUCUUGAUGUUUCUAGCCUUUUUAAGGAAAUGGCUGGGCAGAACUCACAGCACUUAUCAUACAGCAUAUUUAAACAAUUUGUUCAGAAAAACCCAGUGUAUGCCAAGUUAUUUAGUUUAUAUUUAGACCUGCAGACAGUCUAUGUAUAAUCUUUACCACUACAAAAGGAAUAAUUGCUAUAUUCAAAUAUUUGAAAGUUAGUUCUACAAAUGAUGAAAGCUCCUUCCAAGUAGAAUCAAUGAGGGAAAGCACAUUAAUUUUCACUCAAAUGACCUGGGAAUUUGAUUAUAACAUAUUUUUUGUGCUUUAUUAUUGCUUGUUCUGCAUUACUAAGAAUAGUCCUUUUAUUCUGACUAAAUACCAAUGAGAACUGAAGCCUCCAAUUGCAUUUGUGUACCUCCUUCACUACCCAUAGACUUCCAACACUUUUACUUAUAACAAUAAUGGUGACAUUGGGUUCCUAUCACUUCAUGUUAAGAUGCAGAUUAAAUUAACCUUUAAUUCUAUAAGUCAGUCAUAUGCCAAGACAGAGAACAACAACCUAUGUAGAUGUGGAAGUAUCUGCAAACUAAUAAAUAUGACUUGCUGACCCAA
Messenger RNA from Suncus etruscus (white-toothed pygmy shrew), 1948 nucleotides. Its product is annotated as lysophosphatidylcholine acyltransferase 2B-like. Lineage: Eukaryota; Metazoa; Chordata; Mammalia; Eulipotyphla; Soricidae. Gene Ontology annotation, cellular component: endoplasmic reticulum. Gene Ontology annotation, molecular function: calcium ion binding; 1-acylglycerophosphocholine O-acyltransferase activity. Bases 1 to 1503 code for a protein of 500 amino acids. The record is from RefSeq and is a predicted model, not a curated record. The transcript has a single exon.